Messenger RNA from Haliotis rufescens (red abalone), 1543 nucleotides. RefSeq lists its product as uncharacterized. Bases 152 to 1543 code for a protein of 463 amino acids. NCBI's taxonomy places the organism in Eukaryota, Metazoa, Mollusca, Gastropoda, Lepetellida, Haliotidae. The transcript is spliced from 10 exons. The record is from RefSeq and is a predicted model, not a curated record.
UCAGCAGUCCAUACAGACUCCCUGCUGGGACGGUAGUCGGUUAUCUUCAUACGUUCACACACAGUAACUCCUCCCUCCACUCAACACGUCCACACUGCGUAGUUGGUGAGUGUUUUCAGACUGACUCAUCUCAUAAAAUAGCAAACUCCGGAUGAAGCUUCAUAGGAUUGUAAUUGUUCCCGGGGCACUACUUGGCCUGGUGUAUGUUGUCGGCUAUUUGGAGCUUUUACGAAGACACACGAAUGUGCAGGAAUGUGAGCACAGGGACACUGAACAUACAGCAGUAAUGCAGAGAAAGAAACUAAAUGACGAGCAGCUUGUGUCGAGUACCAAUUACGAAACCGAGGUCAACCAGCUAGUUGACAUUUUUCGGGAGAAAGUAGCAACCCUGAAGAAGAAACAUAUUUGGUCCGAGCUACACCCCUUUCCACGAUGCACAGGCAAAGAGAAAAAAGCAUUGGACAUGUGCAAUGACACAGCCGCCUGCAAAAACCCACUUCCGGCGGCUGACAGUCUAGAAAACAUCCGCAAUAUUCUUACACCUGUAACCAAACUACAAGAGGGGGCACUGGGAAGGAUAAAGGAUGUUUUCAACAUACAGGAGAGGAGGAAAUAUGCUUUUGUCACGGCAGCGUCAGCAGAUCACUUUGAUGAAUCCCAGGAGAUGAUCAUGACUCUGGACAAAUACAUUUUCCCUCAUUUGAGCAACUACUCCUUCUAUUAUUACGACAUGGGGCUGAACAGAAGUCAGGUCAAACUGCUACAGCAAUAUGGCAGAGCCGAGAUAAAACGGUACCCGUUUGAUUUGCUGCCUGAUCGGUUUUCCUACUUGAAGUGUUACACGUGGAAACCCGUCGUGAUACAGGCUCAUUUUGACCAUGCGGAGUACACAUUUUGGCUGGACGCCUCUGGACGGUUCGACAAGGGCAACCUGCGUGAGAUGUUCGACUUGCUGAAAGAAACCGGUGUGCUUUUGUCACCAUGGCCAAAAUAUCCUUUUGCACAACAUUGUUCAAAGCACAUGUUUUCCUACUUCAACACUGAAGCAUGCCACUUUUCAGUUUAUCACGAAUCUGAAGCCAAUGUGAUAAUGCUACACAACCAGCCAUUCACAAGACGUCUCAUAAUGGACCCGUGGGUGUCCCGCGCAGUGGACCCAAACUGUUUGUGUCACCCAGGCGCAACAGAUUUGUUUUCGUGUAACUUCAGUAUCAGGAAGUAUGGGAAAUGUCACCGUUCGCCAUGGCUAGAGCUGCUACAAAUGUCUGACAUGGCCAAAGCCACAUGGCUGGUGCUGCCACAAAUGACUGACAUGCCCAAAGCCACAUGGCUGGUGCUGCUACAAAUGUCUGACAUGCCCAAAGCCACAUGGCUGGUGCUGCUACAAAUGUCUGACAUGCCCAAAGCCACAUGGCUGGUGCUGCUACAAAUGACUGACAUGCCCAAAGCCACAUGGCUGGUGCUGCUACAAAUGUCUGACAUGCCCAAAGCCACAUGGCUGGUGCUGCUACAAAUGUCUGGCAUGCCCAAAGCACCAUUGUAG